Messenger RNA from Anguilla rostrata (American eel), 10176 nucleotides. RefSeq names its product voltage-dependent T-type calcium channel subunit alpha-1H-like. The transcript has 33 exons. The record is from RefSeq and is a predicted model, not a curated record. Gene Ontology annotation, biological process: membrane depolarization during action potential; calcium ion transmembrane transport; positive regulation of calcium ion-dependent exocytosis. Bases 318 to 7142 code for a protein of 2274 amino acids. NCBI's taxonomy places the organism in Eukaryota, Metazoa, Chordata, Actinopteri, Anguilliformes, Anguillidae. Gene Ontology annotation, cellular component: voltage-gated sodium channel complex; neuron projection; voltage-gated calcium channel complex. Gene Ontology annotation, molecular function: low voltage-gated calcium channel activity; voltage-gated sodium channel activity.
CCUCUUUCUAAUUAAAACUCCAAGCCAAGCGAAGACCCAGGGGAAAACGUUCUGCAACUCCCCCGAUGCAUAUACAUGUGCUAAGAGAUAAAAGAAGAAAAAGGAUAAUUUUGACAUGCGAAAGAGACCUCAUUCAGGGAGGGUAAAAUAGGCCAGGUCACUCUUUGUUCCAGAGAAAGACUAGCCACUUGGGGAAGGUGCACUUCCAAAUUCGCAGACAGAAACCCCUCCUGCAGGCUGGUUAAAUGUGUCGGUUGGUACCGUGGCGCUCUUGAGGUUGUCCUUGACUCUUGCGCACAUGGUUCGAGUACGUGAGCAUGCUGGUCAUCCUCCUGAACUGCGUGACCCUGGGAAUGUUCCAGCCUUGUGAGGACCUCAAGUGCAAGUCCGAUUGGUGCACCAUCCUGCAGGCGUUUGAUGACUGCAUUUUUGCUUUCUUCGCCGUGGAGAUGGUCAUCAAAAUGUUGGCUUUAGGAAUUUUUGGGUCAAAGUGUUACCUGGGCGACACAUGGAAUCGGCUGGAUUUCUUCAUUGUCAUGGCAGGGAUGCUGGAGUACUCGCUGGAGGGCCACAACGCCAGCCUAUCAGCAAUCCGCACUGUGCGUGUGCUCCGCCCCCUCCGCGCCAUCAACAGAGUCCCCAGUAUGAGAAUCCUGGUGACGCUGCUGUUGGACACCCUGCCGAUGCUGGGCAACGUCCUGCUCCUCUGUUUCUUCGUCUUCUUCAUCUUCGGCAUCGUGGGGGUACAGCUGUGGGCCGGGCUCCUGAGGAACAGGUGCUUCUUACAGGACGAUUUGAAGACGAGGUACAACCUGUCUGAACUGAGCCCGUACUACCGGCAGGAGGAGGGCGAGGAUAACCCCUUCAUCUGCUCUUCCGCUCGCGACAACGGCAUGCUGCGCUGCCACAGCCUGCCCCCCGUCAAGGGGGGCGGGGCCGAGUGCGCCCUCCCCUUCACCCCCCAGAACCUGGACCUGUACGGCCUGGAUGGGGCCGGCCGGAACCGCUGCAUCAACUGGAACCAGUAUUACAGCAUGUGCCGGCCGGGGGACCACAACCCGCACAAGGGGGCCGUCAACUUCGACAACAUCGGAUACGCCUGGAUCGCCAUUUUCCAGGUCAUAACCCUGGAAGGAUGGGUGGACAUCAUGUACUAUGUAAUGGAUGCGCAUUCCUUCUACAACUUCAUAUAUUUUAUAUUGCUCAUAAUAGUGGGCUCCUUCUUCAUGAUAAACCUGUGCCUGGUCGUGAUCGCGACCCAGUUCUCCGAGACCAAGCAGCGGGAGAACCAGCUGAUGCAGGAGCAGCGGGCGCGGUACCGGUCCAACGACAGCACGCUGGCCAGCUUCUCGGAGCCGGGCAGCUGCUACGAGGAGAUGCUGCGCUACAUCGGGCACCUGUACCGCAAGGUGAAGCGCCGCCUGCUCCGCCUCUACAGCGGCUGGCAGAGCAAGCGCAGGAAGAAAGUCAACCCCAACGGCGAGGGCGGAGGGGGCGGGGCCUGGGGAGGGGGCGGGGGCGGGGGCGUGAACGGGCACGGCCGGCCGCGCAGCAAGAGGAGGCGGAUCCAGUCCAUCCACCACCUGAUACACCACCACCACCACCACCACCACCAUCACCAUCACCACCAUCACCUUAGCAACGGCACCCCCGGCGGCGGCGAGACGGUCGACAUGGUGGAGAUGAAGCCCCUGAGGGCCCUUCCUGAGCUCAGGCUGCCGUCCCAGCCGGACGACCCCCUGGCCCCGCCGCUGGGGGCGGAGUCCGUUUCCGGAGCGCCGGAGGAUGAGGGCCCCCUGCAGCUCCCCGAGGGCAAGACCUCGCCUUCAGGAGCUCCAGAGAACAUACAGGUUCUGGGGAGGCUCAACGGGGGCAUGAACUACCCCACCAUCCGGCCCUCUCUCAUCGGCCCCCCUGCUGCCAGCAGCCCCAGAGCCAGGGGCAGGAGGGUGGGCAACCACUCGAUGAGCCUGGCCCUGAGCAUCCCAGACCCCUACGACAAGCUCAGCCAGUUCGUGGGGGAUUAUGGUGUGUCUCGGGACGCCGGCCGGUUCAGCCUGCCCAUGGAGGGCAUGGCGGGGUUGGCGGGCGACCUGCUGAGCUGCCCGUACUGCGCGCAGGCCCUGGAGAACCCCGACCUGGAGCUCAGCGACUCGGACAGCGGCGGCUCGGGGGCCGACGGGAUAUACGAGUUCACCCAGGACCGCUGCCACGGCAACGAGGGCCGGCCCGGCCGGUCGCGCAGCCAGCGGCGCAGGGCCCGCGCGCGGGACAGGAACUGCGUGGCCCUCUGCUGGGAGGUCUUCCGCCGGAAGCUGAAGCGGAUCGUGGAGAGCAAGUACUUCAACCGCGGGAUCAUGAUCGCCAUCCUCAUCAACACCCUGAGCAUGGGCAUCGAGUACCACCAGCAGCCCGAGGAGCUGACAGACAUCCUGGAGAUCAGCAACAUCGUCUUCACCAGCAUGUUUGCCCUGGAGAUGCUGCUGAAGCUGCUGGCCUUUGGGCUGCUCGGCUACAUCAAAAACCCCUACAACAUCUUCGACGGGAUCAUCGUGGUCAUCAGCGUGUGGGAGAUCAUCGGGCAGUCUGACGGGGGCCUGUCGGUGCUCAGAACGUUCCGGCUGCUGCGCGUGCUGAAGCUGGUGCGCUUCCUCCCCGCGCUGCGCCGCCAGCUGGUGGUGCUGAUGAAGACCAUGGACAACGUGGCCACCUUCUGCAUGCUUCUGAUGCUCUUCAUCUUCAUCUUCAGCAUUCUUGGAAUGCAUCUGUUUGGGUGCAAGUUUAGCCUGAAGACGGAGAGCGGAGACACACUUCCAGACAGGAAGAAUUUCGACUCCUUGCUGUGGGCGAUAGUCACUGUGUUUCAGAUUCUGACUCAGGAGGACUGGAACAUGGUUCUGUAUAAUGGCAUGGCCUCCACCUCCCCUUGGGCUGCUCUGUACUUUGUGGCCUUGAUGACCUUUGGGAACUACGUCCUGUUCAACCUGCUGGUGGCCAUCCUGGUGGAAGGUUUCCAAGCAGAGGGAGAUGCAAGCAGGUCCGACACGGACGAGGAGAAAACUUCAACAAAUUUUGAAGAGGAGGAGAAAAUAAGGGAGAUUCGAGCCUCAGAGUUGAAGAUGUACGCAUUGAUGUUGACAGCCAAUGGGUACACUGAUCCCCGGGCCAGCGUGGCCCCGCCCAUCAUCAUGCGCACAGCCGCCACGCCCAUGCCCACGCCCAAGAGCUCCCUGGGCACGGACUCGGUCCACGCCUUUGUCGAGUCACGCCGCGGGAGCAACGCGUCCAUCGACCCCGCCUUCGACCAGAAGUCCCUGUGCAGCCUGCGGAGCGCCCCCGGUGGGCCCCGGGGCCCGGGCAGCAACUGGGGCAGCCGGCGCUCCAGCUGGAAUGGCCUGAGCCGCGCCCCGAGCCUCAAACGCAAGGACCCGUCCGGCGAGCGCGAGUCGCUGCUGUCGGGCGAUGGGCAGGGCAGCUCGGAGGACGACAGCUCGGAAGGCGGGAUGUCCAGCGUGGGGGGCAGCGUCGCCGGGACCCCCCUGCAACGCCGCGCCAGGUCCCCGGAGCCCCCCGAACCCCUGCAGGUCCCCACGCCACGCCGCGACUGCAACGGCCGCACCCAGCACCCGCCCUCGCACCCUGACCACUGGAAGGACGAGCACGACUACGAGGAGGACAUAGACGACACCGUUUGUAUACGAAUCCGGAAGUCGCUGGAGACCCAUAAGCCCCAGUUCUGCCGGCAGCGUGAGGACUGGUCCCUGUACCUGUUCUCCCCACAGAACCAGUUUCGCGUUGCCUCCCAGAGGGUCAUCGCUCACAAGAUGUUUGAUCACAUAGUGCUGGUGUUCAUCUUCCUCAACUGCAUCACCAUUGCACUGGAGAGGCCAGACAUCCUCCCGCACAGCACGGAGCGUGUGUUUCUCAGCGUCUCAAAUUACAUCUUCACCGUGAUCUUUGUAGCAGAGAUGACAAUGAAGGUGGUGGCGCACGGCUUCUAUUGGGGGACGGACAGCUUCCUCCAGAGCAGCUGGAACAUCCUGGACGGCGUGCUGGUCUUCGUCUCCCUGGUGGACAUCCUGGUGUCCGUGGCCUCGGCCGGCGGGAACCGGAUUCUGGGAAUCCUGCGGGUUCUGCGUCUGCUGAGGACCCUGCGGCCUUUGAGGGUGAUCAGUCGAGCCCCAGGCCUGAAGCUGGUGGUGGAGACACUGAUCACGUCACUUCGACCGAUCGGCAACAUCGUUCUCAUCUGCUGUGCGUUCUUCAUCGUCUUCGGCAUCCUCGGGGUGCAGCUGUUCAAGGGGAAGUUUUAUCACUGUGAAGGACAUGACUUGAGGAACGUCACCAACAAGUCCGACUGCCUGCUGGCCAACUACCGCUGGAUCAGAAGGAAAUACAACUUUGACAACCUUGGACAGGCGCUCAUGGCCCUGUUCGUUCUCUCGUCCAAGGACGGAUGGGUGAACAUCAUGUACGACGGCCUGGACGCGGUGGCAGUGGACCAGCAGCCGGUGCGGAACCACAACCCCUGGAUGCUGCUCUACUUCAUCUCCUUCCUGCUGAUCGUCAGCUUCUUCGUGCUCAACAUGUUCGUGGGCGUGGUGGUGGAGAACUUCCACAAGUGCCGGCAGCACCAGGAGGAGGAAGAGGCGCGUCUGCGCGAGGAGAAGCGUCUGAAGAGGCUGGAGAAAAGGCGCAGGAAAGCUCAACAGCGGCCCUACUAUGCGGACUACUCCCCCGCCCGCCUCUAUAUCCACACACUGUGCACCAACCACUACCUGGACCUCUUCAUUACCUUCAUCAUCGCCAUCAAUGUGGUCACCAUGUCCAUGGAGCACUACAGCCAGCCCCAGUACCUUGAAGAGGCUCUGAAAUACUGCAACUAUGGCUUCACCAUCACAUUUAUCCUUGAAGCUCUGCUCAAGCUGGUUGCUUUCGGCUUUACCAGGUUCUUGAAAGACAGGUGGAACCAGCUGGACUUGGCCAUUGUGGGGCUUUCCAUCAUGGGGAUCACGCUGGAGGAGAUCGAGAGCAGCGCCGCCCUGCCCAUCAACCCCACCAUCAUCCGCAUCAUGAGGGUGUUGCGCAUCGCCCGAGUACUGAAGCUGUUGAAAAUGGCUACAGGGAUGCGGUCUCUGCUGGACACAGUGAUGCAAGCCUUGCCGCAGGUUGGGAAUUUGGGUCUACUCUUCAUGUUGCUGUUCUUCAUAUACGCUGCACUGGGUGUGGAGCUUUUUGGGAAACUGGAGUGCACUGAUGAUAACCCCUGUGAGGGCCUGAGUAGACAUGCCACGUUUGAGAACUUUGGGAUGGCCUUCCUCACCCUCUUCAGAGUGUCCACAGGGGACAACUGGAACGGCAUCAUGAAGGACACAUUGCGGGAGUGCAGGCCUGAGGACAAGCACUGCCUGACCUACCUGCCCUUCAUCUCUCCGCUCUACUUCGUCACCUUCGUGCUGAUCGCCCAGUUCGUGCUGGUCAACGUGGUGGUGGCCGUGCUUAUGAAGCACCUGGAGGAGAGCAACAAGGAGGCCCGGGAGGACGCCGAAAUGGACGCCGAGAUCGAGAUGGAGAUGGAGAUGACCCGCCGGCUCAGCACCGCCUCGGUGGAGAGGAGCGCCACCUACAUGGGGCCGCACCCCGACUCACCUGGCCCGGGCGAGAGCUUGUACAGUCCGCAGGAGAACGUUCUGACUGUGGGGAAGAUGUCCGUUUCCAGGAUGCACUCGCUGCCGAAUGACAGCUAUAUGUUCCGUCCGGUGAGGCCCGCCAGCGCCCCCUACCCGCUGCCCGAGGUGGAGACCAGCCAAGGGAAGCCAUGCUCAGGCUCCAUGUCCUCAGUCCAUUCUCAGCCCUGUGUGGGAAGCUUCUUGCUGCAGGUCCCAGGGGCGUGUCCACAGGUCCAAUACUGCAACCACAGCCUGCCCAGGACCCGCCAAUCACAUCUCUGCCCCUCCUCCAGCCUCAGCAAGUCACUCUGCAGACAGGUUAAAAAUGACUCCAUUGAUGUACAAAGCUGUGACUCAAAGGAUGGCCUGGAGAGGUGGUCCAGUGACAGCCUUCAUUUGAAAGUGCCCCCAUCGGGGCAUCUGAGCCUGCCAGUGCCCCGGCUCUCUGCCCCCUGCAGCCCCCAGGGCUCUCCCCUGGUGCUCCGCCGCACCCGAGCCGCCAGCCUGCGCGUGCACAUGUACACGCAGGUGUGCACCCAGCACGGCGCCCCCUGCAGGCCGUCCGGUCCAGCCGGCGGCGGUGGCAGCAGCAGCGACAGCGACGAGGCCGACCCCGGCGGCUCCGUCUACGACCCCGCCGAUGAGGAGGUCCGCCGCAUCAACAGCUCCGCGCAGGCCUGGAGGAGGAGGCGCCAGCCCGAGGGGCGCUGCCACUCCCUCUCCCCCUACACCUCCCUGGGAGCCCCGCCCCCCGUCCCGCUCAAGAACUGCAGUAGUGCCUCCAGCCUGCUGGCCCACGGGCCCGAGGGGCCCUGCUUGGGGACCCGCCAGGCAGCUGUGUCCCCCGGGGGCCUCCUGGCCAAGCCGUCCCGCACCGACGACGCCCGCCGCCACUCCAUUGAGAUCUGCCCCGCCGUGAGGGGGCGCCCAGGCCCCGGGGAGCUGCGGAGGCGGGGGUCCUCUCCGCACGGCCGCCCGCCCCCCUCCCCCGGCUGUCUGCCCGACCACAGGAAGGUGAAGAUGAGCCCGCCCUGUAUCUCCGUGGACCCGCCUCUGGAGGCGGAGCUGUCUGCCCCGGCCCCGCCCAUCGCCGCCAGUCCGGGGAGCACCAUGCUGCUGCGCAGACGGACGCCGUCCUGCGACUCUGCCCUGCAGCGUGACUCGCUGGACCUGCAGGACCAGCAGCCCCUGAUCGAGCCCCACCCCCAGGCAGAGCACGGCCUGCCCGUCCCUCAGUUCUCCUUCGACCAAUCAGACAUCAGCUCCCUCAGCAGCAUGUCGGAGGUUCUGUCGGACAGUGACCAAUCCACGCAUUCCUCCUCCUUUGAUGCCAGGCCGGAGGGCGGCGCCAAUGUCCCGCCAAUCAAGGACCUGGAGGGCGGAGUCCGCGUCGCCAGCAGUCCUCUGAGGAAGAGGGGUCUGAUCCGCGUGGCGGGACCGACGGACGCCCAGUCCAGCGAUUCGGUGGUGUAGCCAGAGCGCCCGAGGCUGAACCCUGAAGGACUUCACGCGAGCCGCUCGGAUAGAGCUGCCUUCUGUGACCCACCGCCCCACCCCCCGACCCGAGGAGAGCGCUGAUGAACCGCACCCGACGCCGGGAUCCGUCUUGGGAUAUGCAAAUUCAGGCUUUCGGAUUGAACUCGGGGACCUCCUUCCACAGCUCAAUCACAUUGAUUUGGGUUCAGGAUGCGUGCUGGGUUGUAUUGAACUUUGAUGGAUUUUUCUUUAUUUACAUUCGAUGGGACUGUGCAUUUAGCGCAUAGAAUCUGUACAUAUUCUGUACAUCUUGUAGUGUAAAUAGAGGGCAAUAUUGUACCAGUGUAAGAAAAUGGCUGUAUUCAUAUACACAUAUUUUUAUAGAGAUCUCUAAUCUUUUGCACAUAUCAAUUUGAAUUUCAAGUUGAAUGGUGUUUGGUUGUCCUGUUGUGAAUGUACAGGUUUUUUUUUUUAUUUGUUUCAAACAGCAGUUUGACCGAUAGUAGCCUGCUGUGAUCUACUGAUACACACUGAAAUUUACUUUUAUUUUUUUACCUAGUGGAGAGCGUUGGAACCUUUAUAUAUUCCUCUGAGAACCAAACUAAAAUCCUGUGAUCUGAGUGCAAUAAUUGAAGUUCAGUUCGAAUUUAAUACAAAAACCGUUUGUGUUAAGAGGAUAAUAUGAUUCAUGUAGUUAUUGUAGAGUUGUUGAAAUUAUGACGGACAUAUUUAAAAGAACUGAUAUUAUUACAAAGUUCUUGCAUUUAUAUGAUAAAUAUUAUUCCCUUUGUCCCACUCUUAUGUAGCUAACCCUGAAAGCAGUUGUGUGUUAGUGGCUAGAGCAGUCCAUUCAUGUGCACAUAAACCCUGAAUUGAUCUGUAAUGCAGAUGUCCUUCACGUGUCUCUACACCAUUCUCAGGUUUCUCUCACAGUAGCGAGAGACAUCCUCUGUACCAUUAAUUACACUUUCCUUCUCUGAUCUCAGACGUGUCAUGUUCCAUAAGUCAUCGGGGCGCAAGGCGAGAAAUGAAAAGCUAGUUUUGUUUUAUGUUUGGCAGAAAGAGAUGUCUUUGUUUUUAAUAACACUUGAGAGUACAACUCUUCUGUAUUCAGUACAAUAGCAAUCAUUUUUAUGGAUGAGUCAUGAUGUUGGAAGGAAAACUGGUCCCUCUUUUCACCAAAGCUACUUGAUUUUGAGUUUCAGCCUUUAUAUGCUGCCUUUAGAUUGGUGACUUUUCGACAGAGGUCAGAGGUCACUGUUUUCUGUUUUAAUCAGGUCAUGUUGCACAAUACUGUACUAUUUUCUCUGUGAAGGAAAGUAAGAUGUUAAUGUUGCAUACAAACAUUAAAUAUCCCUGUUCUGCUUCUUAUGCAGCACAUAAUCAUUACAUGGCAUUAGAGUAAUUGCUUAUACAGAAGGAUUUAUUGUAUAGAAAUUGUGAAUGUGAAAUAUUUAUAAUGAAGCCGUGUGACUCUGGAUUAUGAAGAAACUGUCAAAUGACUGACUGAAUUUUGACCUACUAUACGAUGAGUAUAACCAGAGCUUUUUAUGCAGAAACACUUUAAUAGCUUGCUUUGUUAAGCUCAUCUCUUUCUUUUACAACAGAAGAUGAAGAGAUUUCUCUCGAUAUAAUGACCAUGACAAAUGUCCAUAAUAAUUUCAGUGAUAUUAUCCUAGAUGAAUAUACAGAAGAAGCAAUGGGGAAACAUUAUGAUUAAAAUGCAUUUUUCUCCACGUGAAGCAGUUAUUUAUUGAUUAAGGUUAUUAUCGAUUAAAAGUUUGUCCUGGGUGAGCCAGCUGAACUAGGUUGUCUGAACUGGUUUUUUCAAAAGCUUUAGAACAAGAUCUCUUGGGGCCUGGAGCAUGACGACAUACCCAGAGGCUUGGAGAUUUGUGCAUAAAUACUGUAUGCUGAUGGCUAGCCACAGAAGCUAGCCACAGCUGCCUCUUAUUGCUUUCAGAACACACUGCAUGAUCAAUAUGUGAUUUUAUGAACUCACCGCAUGCCUUGGUGGUCUUCUCUAUGGUCUCAGGAACACUUGAAAAAGCACCAAGCAUGCUGUGGACUUGAGUAUAGCUUCAUUUUUUGUCUUUUUUUUUUUUUUUUGCAAUAGUGCUUAUGUGGCAUACGAUAAAUGGUCGGCCAUAUGUAUGGAGUAUGAAAGGAUGUGGGUUUUGAAAGGGAAGAAUGCAUUAUUGUUUUACCUAAGAAAUGGUGGGGAGAUAUCAAUCCAUAAAGAGUGAAGCUCCUGUGGUAAUUGAUGGUGGUUGUGUGUCAGGUUGUACGUUUUAUCACCGUAUACUGCAUUAUAUGGAAAGGCUAACAUGCGCAGACUGUUUGAAAUUACACUGAUCUGAAAUAAUUCUCUGUUCCUACAGCAAAAACAAUGAAACAUUUUGAACAGAAUCAAAGGAAUUUAAAAUGACAUCUUUAUGUCAAUGCUGGUUUCUGUUUGUCUCUCUUUCACACCGUCUAAUUUGUUUGACAGACCCUAAUUAUGGCUGGUUUAUAAUCAGCAUUGCUUGCAUGAAUAACUUGAGAUAAUUUAAUAACUUUUGCCACUUGAUCCACAUGAUACAUGAACCAAACAAUCAUAUGUUUUAUGUUUGAUUAUUCACUUUACACCAAUGAAUGAUAUACAUUUUUUUUCUGAUUAUAGUUACAAUAUUUGCAUUGUGUGUCUUAGUACAAACAUUACUUAUUAUGCCAGUCAUAAUUACACAAGUAAUGAUGCAUUUUUAUUAUUCUUUACUACUGUUAUUUAAAAUGCUUACUAGCUUUAAAACACAUUAUAAUGUGUCAGAACCUAUUUGGAGUUGACAGGCCCUUUUAAAAUGUCUGAUAGGACAGGCAGGCCAGUUUACUUUCGAUAAGGAUAUUCAGUGAUGCAAGGGAAGCUUGUGACUGCUGAUGCAGACUGGUGCAUUUCUAACACUGACUCCCAUACCUGAUCUCAUUGUGCAAAUCAACAUGUACAUUUUCCUGUAUUUUACCUUCAAAAUUAAAUUAUUGACUCAUUCUGAAUAUA